AUGUUUAUCGACUCUCCUCCACCUGGACCGAACCUGCAGAGCCUGACCUGCGUGGCCACAGGCUUCUACCCCAAAUCCCUGAAGAUGAUUCUGAGGAAAUCUGGUGCUCCAAUAUCUGAAGAUCAGAUAAAAUCCACUGGAGUCAGACCCAGCGGUGAUGGAACCUACAAUCUGAGCAAGACCCUGGAGGUUCUGGAGAACGAGAAGCUGAAUGAAUACGACUGUUACGUGACUCACAGCUCCCUCAAAGAACCAAUCAUUGUACAUUUAGGUGUGCACUGGGUGUUUUGGCUGCUGCUCAGUGUAGGUUUGCUGAUUGGGAUCAUUGUACUCGUGUGUUGUUGUCUUUGUGUUGAAAACAGAAAAGAUGCCUCUGCUAUCUUCGUGUGUUCUGAUCUGAUUUGUUCCUGUUUGUCUUUGUGUGACUCAGUGUAA
Molecule: messenger RNA, 435 nt
Organism: Astyanax mexicanus (Mexican tetra)
Lineage: Eukaryota; Metazoa; Chordata; Actinopteri; Characiformes; Acestrorhamphidae
Product: T-cell surface glycoprotein CD1b4-like
Exons: 2
Coding region: 1-435 (144 amino acids)
Biological process (GO): immune response
Cellular component (GO): external side of plasma membrane
Source: RefSeq, a predicted model, not a curated record